Molecule: messenger RNA, 1062 nt
Organism: Lathyrus oleraceus (garden pea)
Lineage: Eukaryota; Viridiplantae; Streptophyta; Magnoliopsida; Fabales; Fabaceae
Exons: 2
Coding region: 1-1062 (353 amino acids)
Source: RefSeq, a predicted model, not a curated record
AUGAGAGUAGAUGAACUUGUUGUGUCACUCCAAACUUUUGAAUUGGGUAUUAAUGACAUAUCUGAAAAGAAGAACAAGAGCGUAGCCUUUGUAUCCAACACUGAAAAUGAAGAGGACCAAUGUGACUUGGAUACUAAUGAAAGAUUAUCUAAUACCAUUGUGAUACUUGAAAAACAAUUCAAUGGGGUAUUGAAGAGACUGGAAAGGAGAGGAAGACCAAAUGUCAAGAACAUCACAUCUGACAUCAGUAAUAACCUUUAUUCUCAUAAGAAAACAAGAAUUAAAGAGAAGUCAAAUCAAGGUAACGACAUUCAACGUUAUGAGUGUGAAGGAUAUGGUCAUAUUAUACCAGAAUGUCCCACCUUCCUCAAGAAUCGGAAGAAGGGUUUAAAUGUAUCUUGGUUUGACGAUGAUGAGACAGAAGAUGAUUCUAACUCUGAGACUGCCAAACUUGUGAUGGCUCUCUUUGGUAGAUGGGCAGAUGAAGUAGAAUCUUGUGAUGAGAAUAUUCUCUAUGAUGGUUUGCAUGUGUCCUACAAUGAAGCUUAUGACAGAUAUGAAGCAAACCUCAAGACAGUUGAAGAUCAGAAAAAGGUCAUAUCUAAAUUGGAGAGUGGAAAGAAUGAGCUUCUAUCUUAUUCUAAGGCUAAUCAAGUGAGCAAAAAGAUAAGUGUUAAAGAUAGGGAUGUUAACCUUAUUGCUCAUACUUCCUUGAGAGGCUCAACUAGUGAAGACUGGUACUUUGCACAUAGGUGCUCUAGACAUAUGACAGGGGUCCAUAAAUAUUUAGUGGAUCUAAAAUCUCAUCCCACAAGUUUUAUCAAAUUUAGUGAUGUGAUUAAAGGUGAAAUCAAAGGAGUUGGAAAGCUAACGUAUGAUGGUUCUCCCAGUUUAGAAUAUGUACUUCUUGUGAAAGGAUUAACUGCUAACCUUAUUAGAAUUAGUCAAUUGUACGACCAAAGACUGUUUGUAAACUUUUCAAAAUCAAAAUGUUUGGUCAAAGAUAAGAAAGAUGAUGUUAUGAUGAAGGGCAUUAGAUCUAAAGGAAACUGUUAUAUGUAG